CUUUCUUCUAUAGCUAAAAACCCUCAGAAACACAACCCACGAAAGAAACAAAGUGUGGUACAUAUACAUAUAAAAUAUUAAUUUAAGAUAAUUAUUGUGAUUAAGUAGUUAGUUACAACUAAGUUGAUUUGAAGAUCGAGCUACUAAUCAUGGGUCAUCACUCAUGUUGCAACCAGCAAAAGGUGAAGAGAGGGCUUUGGUCACCAGAAGAAGAUGAGAAGCUCAUUCGAUAUAUCACAACUCAUGGCUAUGGAUGUUGGAGCGAAGUCCCUGAAAAAGCAGGGCUUCAAAGAUGCGGAAAAAGUUGUCGAUUACGAUGGAUAAAUUAUCUCCGGCCUGAUAUCAGGAGAGGACGGUUCUCUCCUGAAGAAGAGAAAUUAAUUAUAAGUCUUCAUGGAGUUGUAGGAAACAGGUGGGCUCAUAUCGCAAGUCAUUUACCUGGAAGAACAGAUAACGAGAUAAAAAAUUAUUGGAAUUCAUGGAUAAAGAAAAAGAUACGAAAACCGCACCACCACUAUAAUCGUCAUCAACCAUCUAUAACUACUGUGACAUUGAACGUGGACGCUACAUCAACUGCUACGGGUGCCCCCUCAAGUACCACUACUUCGACUAUCGAUAACUUGCAUUUUGAUGGUUUUAUGGAUUCUCCUAACCAACUAAAUUUCACCUAUGCUCAAGAAACUACUACCAAGAUUCAAGAAACCCUUUUCUCCCAUAAACCUCCUCUUUUCAUGGUAGACACAACACUUCCUGUCCUUGAAGGAAUGUUCUCUCAAAACAUCAUCACAAACAAUAACAACAAUAACAAUGAUCAUGACACACAAACAGGAGGAAGAGGAAGUGUCUUCGAACAAGCAUUUCUGACACAUAACACGGAACAAUGGGAUAUGAAUCCUCCUCAACAAGAACGGAUUCAAGUUCCUACUAUGGUGUCAGAUUUGUUCAACAAUUCUACCAAUUCAAAUACCGAGACAUUUACAAGUUACAAACUACCGGCGCUGGCCGAGGGAAAUGUUGAUAACAUCUCCCAAGUUGAUCAAAAUAGUAAUGCUCAAGAUGGAGAUAUAGCGUCCACAUUCGAAUGCUUAAGGAAGCAAGAACUAAACUAUGAUCAGUGGAUAAAUUCACAACAGUGCUCUAAUUUUUUCUUCUGGGACAACCUUAACAUUAACGUGGAAGGUUCAUCUCUUGUUGGAAACCAAGAUCCAUCAAUGACCUUGGAAUCCUCUGCCUUAUCUUCUUCUUAUUUUCCCUCUUUAUUUUAAAUUAAUGAAUAAAUCACAUGAGAGAAACUCACGCUAAUUUGUCUAUAUAUAAGUUUGUUUCUUUA
This is a messenger RNA of Brassica oleracea var. oleracea, 1330 nucleotides long. RefSeq names its product transcription factor MYB23. The transcript is spliced from 3 exons. The coding region runs from base 150 to 1265 and encodes 371 amino acids. Lineage: Eukaryota; Viridiplantae; Streptophyta; Magnoliopsida; Brassicales; Brassicaceae. The record is from RefSeq and is a predicted model, not a curated record.